UGCUUCUUCAGACGUCUUUACUGAUACUUCAGCCCGUAGCUAACAGACACAAUGGAAUAUUUGAUCGGGAUUCAGGGCCCAGAUUAUGUGCUCGUCGCGGCCGAUAAUGUUGCCGCCAGCAGCAUCAUUCAGAUGAAGCACGACUAUGACAAGAUGUUCAAACUCAGCGAGAAGAUUUUGCUGCUGUGUGUAGGAGAAGCAGGAGACACCGUACAGUUUGCAGAGUACAUCCAGAAGAACGUGCAGCUGUACAAAAUGAGGAAUGGUUAUGAACUCAGUCCAGCUGCAGCAGCAAACUUUACACGAAAGAAUCUUGCAGACUACCUUCGGAGCAGGACUCCGUACCACGUGAACCUGUUGCUGGCGGGCUACGAUGACACAGACGGCCCGGGUCUCUUCUACAUGGACUACCUGUCCUCCUUGGCCAAGGCGCCCUUCGCUGCUCACGGCUACGGAGCUUUCCUCACUCUUUCCAUUCUUGACCGCUACUACAGACCAGAUCUGACUCGAGACGAGGCCGUAGAUCUGCUGAAGAAGUGCAUUGAGGAGCUGAACAAACGCUUCAUCCUGAACCUCCACUCCUUCAACGUUCGCUUGAUUGACAAGGAGGGCAUCCGUGACCUGGAGAAGAUCACCCUUGGCGGCAAGUGACUGCUCACUGCUUAACUACUGACCCUCGCGCCCUGGUUUCUCUCUUUCUUUUUUUUUUUUUUUUUUUGUACCAUUGACCUUCUUGCUCUUUCUGUUCCAAUAAAAAGUGACACACAGUUGAGAUACAA
Molecule: messenger RNA, 779 nt
Organism: Betta splendens (Siamese fighting fish)
Lineage: Eukaryota; Metazoa; Chordata; Actinopteri; Anabantiformes; Osphronemidae
Gene: psmb2
Product: proteasome 20S subunit beta 2
Exons: 6
Coding region: 52-651 (199 amino acids)
Biological process (GO): proteasomal protein catabolic process
Cellular component (GO): cytosol; proteasome core complex, beta-subunit complex; nucleus
Molecular function (GO): peptidase activity
Source: RefSeq, a predicted model, not a curated record